Hippoglossus stenolepis (Pacific halibut) is the source of this 3958-nucleotide messenger RNA. It is a transcript of the gene proser1, whose product is annotated as proline and serine rich 1. NCBI's taxonomy places the organism in Eukaryota, Metazoa, Chordata, Actinopteri, Pleuronectiformes, Pleuronectidae. The transcript is spliced from 12 exons. The record is from RefSeq and is a predicted model, not a curated record. The coding region runs from base 579 to 2960 and encodes 793 amino acids.
GUUACUAGCGCCAGCUGUCAGUGGAAGCUAGCCUCAGUGCUAUCUUUGCUAGCGAUUUCUCCUUUAGAUUUGAAUGAAUUUUUGACAUUUUCGCGUCCCUGUUGUUCCUAUUUCCGACUUUAGAUACAAACUAAGAUCGGCUACAAAGAUGUGCGGAUCUUCAAUUGAUUCCCAGCGUCUCGUGUGGUUUUGUUGAGUGCUGUUCAGAACCGCGGUAGCUGCAGCUAGUUGUUAGCUUGUUGUUAGCUGCGGCCAGAUUUGCUGCAGACUGCUCCUCCGGUUUGGAAGUCAUUGUUCACACGCGGAAAAGUUCUUCGGAAAAAGAAGGGGAAAGAUCAUGCAACUUUGUUACGCUGCAAAUCGUGUAGAGCGAAUAUUUAUUGGGUUAAAUUAUUGUUUGAAUGCAUUAUGAGUUGAUCAGUAACACUGGAUAUAUAACAAAGUAUUUAGAGUCGAAGUCUUCCGGAUGCAUUUUACCUUCGAUUACUGUAUCUAUUGUGUUGUAGAAAGUAUAUUUACCAAGUGCGUGGUGUAGUAAGUGUUCAUAGUCACAGAGGCGUUUGUUUGAGUUAACAAACAUGGAUAAAAAGUCGUUUGACAUCGUUUUGGAUGAGAUAAAAAAGUGCGUCCUGACUGAUCAGCGCAUCAAGGCCAUAGAGCAGGUGCACGGGUAUUUCUCCAGUGAGCAGGUGAUGGAGAUACUGAAGUACUUCUCAUGGGCCGAACCUCAGAUCAAAGCAGUUAAAGCUCUGCAGCAUAAAAUGGUUGCAAUUCCUACAACCAAAGUAGCAAAUAUCCUGAAUUGCUUCACCUUCUCAAAGGACAGACUGAUUGUACUGGAACUGAUAGCUUUGAAUAUAUCAGAUGCUCAGAAUUAUCGUCCUGUGGAGGAUUUGUUUCGCAUACACCUGUCUGAGAAGAAACGAGCUCGCAGGAUAUUGGAGCAAGUGUGUAAGGUUGGCUGUAAGGCUCCUGUAGCCAUGAUCUCCUCCUGUGGUAUGAUACCCGGGAAUCCAUACCCUAAAGGUAGACCCAGCCUGGUCACUGGCACGUUCCCUGGAAUCCCUCCGGCAAAAAAAGAAGGAGAUAAGAAAGAUGAUGCCUCUAACAGUAUAGAUGGGAAAGGAAUUGCUUCUCGGAUAAUUGGACCCUUCAAGCCUUUUCCUUCAACUUACAACCCUCAUCGGCCUGUGCCCUACCCUAUACCACCGUGCCGACCCCAUGCUACCAUCGCACCUAGUGUGUACAACAACGCAGGCCUUGUGUCUGUGGGAGGGGUUAUAACAGCCAGCGUGGCCCCUCCCCCCUACAACUUCACCCACAAAGUAGCAGGUUAUGCCAAACCAGGCAAUCCGCAUCACACCACACCUGGAGUCAACAGUGGACCCCUCCUCAUCCCUCAUGGGUCCACGCCUUCUACACCAGUCCCACCCCAGGCCUCUCCUGCUCAGCAUCCUCCUACAACUCCCAUCACACCAGUUUUCCCUGGCAUGGUUCCCUCUCACCACCCCAAUGCCCCCUCUCCCUCUCCGUCCCCUUCUCCAUCCCCAUCCGUCAUUAGAGCAGGGCCACAGACACCCAGUGGUCACACUACACCAACACCCUCAUCUGUUAUUAAAGCCCACACCCCGUCUGGCACUCCUUGUGGAACUCCUGUCCACUUCUCUUCUUCCCCCUACCAUGCUCUUUCUCGACCAGGCACCCCUGCCACCUCCCGCGGCGGCCCAGACCCCCUGACUCAGACAAACUCCAUGGGUUCAACUCAUCACAAGAUUUUUCAUCAGUCCACAGAUCACCAGUCAGGACUCGUCUUCUCUGGCAUACAGCCACAAGCAGGUAACCCAUCUGGGUCAGUGAUAAGAAGUUACACCCCUUCUGGACCACAAUCUCUUACUCCUGGAUCAUCCACUCCUAUAAUUCCAAGCUGUUCCACCCCAGGCCCCAAACCCGCUCAUUCUGCACAGGCUCAGGCUGCCAUGGCUAUGGCUGGAUCACUGAACAGACACCACGGGGGUAGCAGCAGUGGCAGUAACAGCCCUGUGCACUCUGCUUUCAAGGGCACCUCUCGUUCUGGCACGCCGUCUCUUAGCUCUUUGGUGGUCCAAGGUUCUGCACAAGCUGCACUGGCACGUUCUUUGGGUCUGUCACACCCAUCAGGUUCCCCUCAAGUCUCUCUCCCUAGUCCUGUUGCUAUCGCCGGCCUCCAAGCUCUGUCCUCCAGUCAAGCUGCCGCUCAUUACCCGGGCCUGUCCCCUUUCUCCUCCCUUUCUUCCUCUCUCUCUCCUUCCACCAUGUCUGCAAUGCCCCCCAAUAGUAACAUUUCUAACCACCCACCAACCUCCAUCUUCCCUGGCUUGGUUACCAACGCUGCCUCCAGUGUAGCCUCCCCUUUUGGUCUAGGCCUCACCUCUGCCCCUUCUUUAUUCCCAGGCCUUCCGCCUGGCCCUGGCCCCGCUGCCUACCCUGGACUGGGUGUGUCAGGGGGGCAUGGUGCUGGGAGUCCCGUAUUGUCUUCAUUCAUGGGACUUCCAGGCGCCACACCAUCUUCAAUAGCAUCAGUGGCGCCACUACAGGCGGCAGCAGCGGCAGCAGCGGCAGCAGCAGCAGCGGCGGCAGCAGCAGCUGGGGUUCCAUCGUCAUCACCAGUUUUACCUGGUUUUGCAUCCGCCUUCAGCUCCAAUUUCCAGCCUGGGAUGGGUAGUGGACUCCAGCCUCCAGGAAGCAGUGGAUUCCCCAGCUUGUUGUCCUUCCCUGGUGUACCAGGCUUCUCUCCCUCUGGCUCCCCUGCCACGCUUGGUGGCCUCCACAACCCGGCCAUGCAGUCGGCCUUGUUGCAGGCUCAUCCUGUGUCUGGUUUAGAGGGCUUUCCUCCUCAGCCCAACAGUUUCAACUACCCUCCAGGCCCAGGAAACCCCUUCCCCCUCCAGCCAGGUCUGCACCCCCAGCUGGGCUGGCAGUGAAACCCACCACUCACUUCGGAACUUGAUUAGACUUACAUGCUGACCUACCCUGUUCUAUGUUUUGGCCUUGAACCCUACAGAGCAGUAGACGAGAGAUAAAGAGUGUUUCAAUACAAUGUGUGUCAGAGCCAGAAUGAGUUUACUACGACCAGGAACACUACCUUGAAAUCAGUUGAAAUAGUGUACAGGGGAGAGAAGGUUUAUUUGUUACUUUAUUCCUAGUGAACAGUUGUAAAUAUCAGUUGCCAAAGUUGGUUUUUAGGUUUUACAUGUAGACUGUGACUGGUUUUAACAUUAGCUGGACUUGGCUGUUUUUAAUGAAGAUUAUCACCUUUUAUUAGUGAAUAAUGAAUUCUAGGAAGAAAUGAAAAUUGUACAUGAUAUGUAAUGACUUCACAUGUAGUAUUUUAUGUUCAUUCUCAGUAGAGAAAACCUAUGAUACUGAUACUGAGAACCCUGAAUUGAAUAUUGUAUUAUGACAUUAACUCUGACUUGUGUCACAUUUUAAAUCGGGAACACCAUGAAUAUUUGAAGCCCUUGUUUUGUGUCAAAGCCGGGAGUAUUGUGUACAAAACCUGCAUUUGGCAGCUCCGCUCAUGUGUUAUUUUCAGUGAACACUCACUUGUGGCUUUCUGCAGUUUACUGUGAAUAAUUUUUUUUAAUAUGUUUACAAAGUUUUUCUUUUGACAGAUCUAACGGUAAUAGAGCUGUUGUUACAGGAUAUGACCAGACAUACUGUAUGCAGAGAUUACUGACAACAUCUGGAAGUAUUUGUAGAAUGAUAUGUGGAACUGAGAAUAUACAGUAUAAUGACUGCAUUCCUCAGCAAUGCUUUGCAAAUGAAUACUGUAAUUUUUUAAUUCACUGUACACCUCAGUACUCAAACUCACUGAGGUUCACACGAAAAGUGAUAUUUUUUGUUGUUACAUUGUGUUGUUUUCUUUUCUCUUUGUGUUUCCUGUUUUUAUUAAUUUGUCAGUAAACUGCUGGUUGCUGUA